Messenger RNA from Recurvomyces mirabilis, 438 nucleotides. RefSeq lists its product as uncharacterized. The transcript has a single exon. The record is from RefSeq and is a predicted model, not a curated record. Lineage: Eukaryota; Fungi; Ascomycota; Dothideomycetes; Mycosphaerellales; Teratosphaeriaceae. The coding region runs from base 1 to 438 and encodes 145 amino acids.
AUGACCAAACAACUAACCUCCGCCACCCUCCUCCAAAUGUCCAAAGACGACCUAGAAAUCCUCUUCGACUCCUCCCCACCCGGCCCCAUCCCCAACGGCGUUGCAAACGGCACCGCCCUCAUCAUCCCAGGCACAACCUUCACCCCCGCCAUAGCCGAAUUCAUCAACCUCUUCGCCUGGCAAGGCAAGAUUUUCGAUGCCUCCAAGUCCGCCCUCGUGAACCGCAUCUCCGUCUUCGGUCUCGAUGCUAUCCUAGCCCAGGUUUAUAAAGACGAGAGCUGGGUGGAUGGGAAGGAGUGUAUUGUGCUUGAUUAUUCGAAGACGAGUUUCGUGGCGCAUUGGAUUCGGGAUGAGAUUCGGUUGGUUGGGGAAGGGUUGUAUUUGGGGACGGUGUUUUGGGAGAAGGAGAGGUUGAUCUUCUUCGCUUUGCAGUUUUAG